GAACAUUUGAAGUUUCAUUUCUGAGUCUCUUAUUUCAACUGCACAGAGAUGGAAUCAAGUGUUGAGCAAACAUCACAAAUACUUCUUCAUCUCACAGCUUCAGAAGUAGAAAGCUUUAAAGAAGGACUCAACUUCUUGAGAAAUAAGGAAAAUGGGACAAAUUUUAUUAUAUUCAAAGAAGGAGAAAAAAUGCGGGCAUGCAAAAAUUUGUGCAAACAUCAAGGGGGAACUUUCAUUAAAGAUAUAGAAGAUCUGGAUUGCAGGACUGUGCGCUGUACAAAGCAUAAUUGGAAGUUGGAUGUCAGCAGUAUGAGAUAUGUCAACCCACCAGACAGCUUCUGUCAAGAUGAGCUUGUGGUAGAAAAAGAUGAAGAUGAUGGUAUUUCACUUGUUGAAUUAAGCCCCCCAAAUCCAUGGGAUACUGAUCCUCGUUCUCGAAUAGAAUUAGAAAUUGGGGAGGUUCAGGUUACAUACCUUACCCAUGCAUGCAUGGAUUUGAAGUUUGGUGACAAGAAUAUGAUAUUUGACCCAUGGCUGACUGGGCCUGCAUUUGCAAGAGGAUGGUGGUUGCUUCAUGAGCCUCCUUGUGAUUGGCUAGAAAGAUUGUGUCGUGCUGACUUGAUUUAUAUAAGUCACAUGCACUCUGAUCAUCUAAGUUAUCCUUCACUAAAGCAUCUUUCUGAAAAAAGACCUGAUGUUCCGAUAUAUGUUGGGAAAACUGAACGCCCUGUAUUUUGGUACUUGGAGAAUAGUGGGGUGAAAUUAACAAACAUCAAUAUCGUCCAAUUUGGUAUAUGGCAACAGGUAGAUGAACAUCUUAGAUUUAUGAUACUGAUGGAUGGAGUCCACCCUGAAAUGGAUACAUGCAUCAUAGCUGAAUAUAAAGGUCAUAAAAUUCUCAAUACAGUAGACUGUACUCGCCCAAAUGGUGGAAAGUUACCUGCAAAUGUUGACCUAAUGAUGAGUGACUUUGCUGGUGGGGCAUCUGGAUUUCCAAUGACCUUCAGUGGGGGAAAAUUCACAGAGGAAUGGAAAGCACAGUUUAUCAAAACUGAAAGAAAGAAGUUGCUAAACUACAAAGCUCAGCUUGUUAAAGAUCUGAACCCCCGUGUUUACUGUCCAUUUGCAGGAUACUUUGUUGAAGCUCACCCAUCAGAUAAAUACAUCAAGGAGACUAAUUUGAAGAAUAAUGCUGUGGAGCUCAAUAAACGUAUUAGUGAAAUAUGCAGUGUCAUUCCAUGGACUCCAAAACCUGGAGCUGUACUGGAUUUGGGAAGAUUAUUAAAAGACCCGACUGAUAGCAGUGCAAUAGUUGAUCCCCCUCUUGGAACGAAGAUCUAUAAGGAUUCAUGGGACUUUGAAACAUAUCUGAAUGCCAUGUUGUUAUCAUUCAAAGAUGAAAUUUUUCAAUAUCAUUCCUGGAUUAAAGAAUACUUCACUUGGGCUGGAUUUACAGGGUACAAUCUUGUAAUACGGAUGAUUGAAACAGAUGACAACUUUACUCCUUUAUCUGGUGGCUACAACUAUUUGGUGGACUUCUUGGACUUAUCAUUUCCUACUGAAAGGCCAGACCGUGAUCAUCCUUAUGAAGAAAUAAGUAGUCGUGCCACAGUCAUGAGACAUGUUGUGAAGAAUGGGCUUCUCUGGGAUGAUUUAUAUAUCGGAUUUCAAACUCGACUUCAACGUAACCCAGAUAUCUACCAUCAUCAAUUUUGGAACCAUUUUCAGAUCAAGCUACCCGUUACACCACCAAAUUGGAAUGACUUCUUGGAUCGGGAAAAAGAAAAUAGAAGUUGCAAAUUAAUGUAGACCAUGCAUGUACAGUACAUCUGUACACAAAUGCUCUUUUUACGUCAUGACUGUUGAAGGAUCCUGAACAAUUGUUUACUUGAAAGGAACACUCAUGCAAAAUGUUUUAAACACUACAUGUUUGUUAAUGUAUAUCUGAUUACUUGAAUGCUUUACUGUCUGUAGUUACUAGCAAUAAUCAGGAAGCAUCUUCCAACCCAUUACACUGCCUAUCUGGAGACAUUUGUAUGC
Messenger RNA from Pelobates fuscus (common spadefoot toad), 2040 nucleotides. Its product is annotated as cytidine monophosphate-N-acetylneuraminic acid hydroxylase-like. Gene Ontology annotation, molecular function: CMP-N-acetylneuraminate monooxygenase activity; 2 iron, 2 sulfur cluster binding. Gene Ontology annotation, biological process: CMP-N-acetylneuraminate metabolic process. The transcript has 14 exons. Bases 49 to 1809 code for a protein of 586 amino acids. The record is from RefSeq and is a predicted model, not a curated record. Gene Ontology annotation, cellular component: cytoplasm. Lineage: Eukaryota; Metazoa; Chordata; Amphibia; Anura; Pelobatidae.